AUGUAAGAAUCGUUAUACAUUCAUUCAUUUAUUAAAUAAUCUGAUGAAACAACUAAUUUUUCUAUAGAAACCACUGAAUCAUCAUUGUUUACUGCUACUCUGUUGGUGGUUGAUAAAAAGAUAUGUAAGUGAAUUCUAAAUUAGUUGAGCUACCUAUUUUGUUUGUUCUUGAGUGCAGAGUUGUGGACUUUUUGUCUCCGAAUUUUCAGAAUUUUUGAGCUAAUUUUUAUUGUCUAAGUUGUGGACUUCUUUUGGUCUUUUAAUCGCAAUCUUUUUUUUUUUGUAGUUCUUACAAUUCCCUAGCUUUGUGCUUUAGUGAUUUGGUUACAAUUUCUAAAGCUCAUUAGAUUACAAACUUCAUGAGCAAGGACUUAAAUGAUGUGUUAGAGAAAAUAACAAAGAGAAUUUACCUCAAUUGUUCUAGCCAUAGCACGUGCAGUAACACAAGCUAUUGAAAAAACCAUGUCUUUUUUUUUUGUAACUUGAAAAAACCAUGUCUUCUGCAAUUACAGAGUGCUUACAGGUUUGAAAUUAAUGCGAAAUGGAAGAGGUGAUUUCUUUGUGUUGUUGAAAAAAAUGCUUCUCUUUCUUUUAUAUAGAGUGCAGUUGGUGACAAAGCAGUUAACCAGCUUCAAAAAACUGUUAAUUCAAACCUUGAGGCAGCAAUAGCCGUCAACGUGUCUAUUGAGAAUAAGGAAGCUGCUGAGAAGAUACAUCAGCUUUAUACUAUAACUAGAGUUGCAUAAUCUAUUGAUCUGGAACUCUGUGUUAGUUUUAUCGUUCAGGAUCUCCAGUCUCUGCUUUAUACUAUAAUUCAGGUUAUAAAUGGAGUUGCUACACUAUUGAGUGGACCACGGUACGUGCUCCUAAGAAUUAAAUGUAUUUGAUGGCUCAAUCUCUUUCGUGCAAGUGGUAUAUUCAUUCUGAUAGCUUCACUGGUAUUGGAUAUACUGGAAUAUAAAUCCAUAAACGACAGCGAAAAGCAAGUAAAGCAGCUUGGAGCUGUCUCAACCAUAAAGCUGCCUAAGAAUUGGUUGAAGUCUCAGAAUUUUCAAGAACAGUGUAUCUUUUCUGUGAUUGAGCACCUUGCUGUCCACUUUUCUUAAUGGAGCUUCCAUAUGUCUUUUCUGGAGCUUGCUAUUAUUCCCAUUAUAAGGCUUAACAAAUUUGGCGAGAGAACCACUCUGGAAGAGUUAAAGCUGGUGGUCAAACGCUUCAUCAAGCAUGGGGGAGUUGAAUAUUGAGUUUUUUUUUGGUAAAAGUUGAAUAUUGAGUUUGUACACAAUACUAUCAAAGCAUCAUAGACAAAGGUCGUGGAACAAAAAAAAAGUGAGGCAAGUGUGAGAAUAAUAAUAAUGUAAUUCGUUGGUUUGCCACUCAGAUUGCAGGGCAGGAUCAAACCGUAGCAGUUAGAAUUAUAAAAUUCUUAAAACCGUUUUUGUUUCAUAAAUUAUUUUCAUAAACACACAAAACGUCUAUGCAAUGCGUGUAAUCAGAUUUAAGUUAAGUGUUCUUCAGAAAAAAAAUGUCUUACAAACAAAAGCUAAACAAAUAGUAACCUAAUUUUAGACCGUUGACAGUGAUAAUUUUGAUAAUUUUCUUAUAUAUCUACCAUUUAUAAAUUUUGGGUUUGAAGUCCUCACUCAUACCUGUUUUCGCGACGUCAUGAGACUCAUGACCAUGUUUGAGCAUGUAGAUUCGGUCUUGAAAAAAGGAUGACCCAGCACACAAACAAUACCCAACAAACAAACAAAAAAGCUCGAACAUCAAAUAAUAGUAUUAAUAUUUACAAUAUUUCCAUAGUAAAAUCUAAUUACUUAAAUUAUUAAAAAAAGAAACUGCAAAAUUAAUAUUAAAUCAACUGUAAGAAAGAAAACCUUCUAUACCUUUACAACUAAAAAUAUUUCAAAUCAUGAAGCAAAAUUUAUUUCCAUCACAAAACAAACUAAACAAAAAAAUAAAUUAAAUAGCAAACAAUAAAUGAUAAAUUUAAAUUUGGACUAAAGCAAUAAACUGAAGAAAAAAAUAAAAAAAACCGUUUACAAGUAGGUUGGUACUUUAGUUUGGGGUUAUUUGCCGAAUAACCAAAAAAAAUAGAAAUAAAAUAUUUAGAGAAAAAGAAGAGAGAUAAGAAGAGAAAGUAUAGAAAUGAUGAGAUUUUGGAUAUUUAGUGAAAUUAUGUUUUUUGUAUGGUUAAUAGGCCUAUUUUCUGUACUUUUAAAGACAAGUACAAAAAUGAAUACUUAAUAAUUGUAAAACCAAACAAACUUAAUACAGUAUUAGUUAUAAUUUUUACAGUUGUCUUACAUAAAAUAAAUAACCAAGAUAAAGAAUAUAUAUAUAUAUAUAUAUCUAAAAUAAUAAGUUAGUUAAUUUUUUCUUAGUCUUACUAAUCUCCUAUAUAAAAUUCCAAUAAAACAUAACAAAUAAUAUUUUUAUAUUUUAUUUAUUUAUAUAAUUCUAUAACCCGUUCCAGUAUAUAUCAUAUUUUUUGGUAAAAGUAUUUAUCAUAUUUUUUAUACAAAUUAAAUUAAACUAAUAUUAUAAGAAAAAAUCCGGGCGUAGCCCGGAAAACCCCCUAGUAUGUAUAAGUACAAUUUAUAAGCAAAAAGUGUGUUUCUAAGUAUCUAAAAUUAUCAGCAAAUAAAUAUAUUAUCUGAGAAAACCAAAUUACCAUAAUAAUUUCUCUUAAUACUUAAUUUAGCGCCAAUUUCAUAUAAACUGAACUGGAAACCGAAAAAAAACAAAACUGAAACAAAUUUCAUAUAUAUUUGAGCGGUUCAUAUAUCUCUGUAAAAUAGAACCGAAUCAAAAACUGAGGUAGAACAGAACCGAAGUCAUAUGCCUAAUACUCAACAUAAAAGUAACAAUUUAUCAAUUCGGUGAUUAUAAGCAUUGUCAACUUUUGGAGUUCAGCAUUCAUUCUGCCAGCCAAGUGUCUCGAUACUAUUGAAAGUAUGUGCUGCGCUUUUCUUUGGUCUGGAUCUCCCAACCAAACACAUAAGGUGAAGGUUAGCUGGGCAAAUCUAUGUUAUCCCAAAGAUGAGGGAGGUUUGGGUGUAAGACGACUGAGAGAUUUUUCUUUGGUAUUUGCGCUUAAGCUUAUUUGGAGACUCUUUACGGAACAUACGUUACUGUGGGUUUGUUGGAUCAAAUUAUAUUUGCUCAAGGGUAGUUCCUUCUGAGACGUAAGGGAUACACAUAAAGGAUUUUGGAUGUAGAGGAAACUCCUCAAACUUCGAGAUACUGUCUAUACUUUUCUCAAGUUCAAAGUCAAGGAUGGGAAAUCAACUUACUUCUGGUUUGAUAAUUGGCUAGAUAAGGGACGCUUGAUUGAUAUCACAGGUGCAGCUGGUACCACCUACAUUGGUCUACCUCGUCGAGCUACUGUUAGAAAAGUGGUUAAACAGAAUGAAUGGGCACUUAGAGGACAGCGGAGUCGACACUAUCACGACCUUCAUGCUGCCAUCAUAGCUGAACCAGUUCCUGAUGCUCAGUAUGGAAGAGAUGUGGUCCUAUGGAAAGCUGGAGAUGAUGAUUAUCAAGAGAACUUCUCUUCCAAGAAGACGUGGGACCAAAUUCGAGUGAAAAAGGGGCCAGUGGGAUGGAGUAAAGUCGUUUGGUUCAUACAAGAGGUACCCCGGUUCUCGUUCAUCACUUGGAUUGCUGUGAAGAAUAGGUUAUCCACUGGAGAUAGGAUGCGGUCAUGGGGAUGAUUCAAGGUUGUACGUUGUGUGGCGAGGUUGAUGAGACAAGGGAUCAUUUGUUCUUUGCGUGCCCAUACUCUUAUACGGUUUGGCAUGGACUGGCAAAUCGCAUCAUGGGUUCUCAUACUGAUCCGGACUGGCAGCUCACACUAGACUACAUGGAGGGGCUCCGAGAUGGGUCAAUGGAUACUAUUCUCAUCAAAAUAUUAUUUCAAACAACUAUUUAUCAUAUCUGGAGGGAACGGAAUGCGCGGAGACACCACACUAGUUGGAUGACAGCAGAAGCUAUAGGCAAGGCAGUAGACAAAGCGAUAAAGAAUCGCAUUUCAUCACUUAAGUACAAAGCAGGCAUAAGCUCGAGGGACUUAUGCGACGGUGGUUCACCCACACUAUGUAGUCAUGAAGCUCCUCUAUCUUUUUUACCUUAUUUUAGUUUACACUUAGCCCAACAUAGCUUAGUCACAAAAAUUCUUAUUCUUUGUAAAUGUUAAUUUCCAUAAAGGAUGAAUAAAUUUGAAAUUUCAUUAAAAAAAACAUAAAAGUAAAACUCUUAGGAGUUAAAUAUUCACCGGAGACAUUCAUAAAAUAUAACAUAAAGUAAACAAUAUUGUUGAAAGAGUUUGCGUAUGCUUGAAACAACAAGAGUAGAAACUGAGCUAAAAGCACAUGGUAGGUUACUUUAACAUUGGAAAAAUAACAUUUUCUUCUUCUUCUUCUUCCUUUUAAGUUACUUUUCCUCCUCUUUAUUCAUUUGACAUUUUUCUUCUAAAUAUUUUUAUAAUAUAUAUAUGGAAUCAAUUAUAGGCAUCUCUAUAGAGGAUUGAUAUUAUAUGAUUUUAUAAUCAUAUGUUUCUAAAUAAGAAGAUGAGUCACGAUAUCAUAUGUAUACAAUCCCAAGCAAAGACAACACACAUCAUCAUGUUCUCCCCAAUAAUAAUCACUUGCAAGGUACAUACACACAAACUGCAGAAUUAUAAUUAAAAAUAAAAUAAAUAUGAAUUAAUUUAAUAUACAAAAUAAUAUCCUUUAAUUAGUUAAAACAUCACACCAUGAUUCUCAAUUCCCCAUACAAACUCAUACCCAAGAACUUCAAAAAAUGCUUAGAGGCAAUGGCAUCUUCCACAUUUGCCUCUUGGCAUCAUUUCUUCUUCUACCAUUCUCCUCCGCCGUACACGAUGGUGACUUCAGCGGUGGAGCAAAUGCUCCGUCUUCAUGGGACCACAAUAUUGCACCAUCACAAGAAACCGCACCAUCCCCAACCCCCACCACGAGUCCCCCAACCACCUCACCGCCAUCUCCCGGUCCGGCAGCUGCUCCAUCUCCGAUCAACAACGACUCUAUCUCUGGCGACAUGACAUGGUGGUGCAACAAGACUCCACACGCUGAAACAUGCAAUUAUUACUUCCAAAGGAGCCCACACAACAACAUUAACAGACCACCAAGGUUUCGGUCGGAAUUUCUACGAUUGCUGGUCCAAGUAGCACUUGACCAAGCCGUCAUCACACACGCUCAGACCGUAAAGUUCGGUCCGAGCUGCACCAACAACCAACGGAAAGCCGCUUGGUCAGACUGUGUAAAGCUCUUUGAAAACACGGUGGCUCAACUGAACCUGACGCUCAAGGGACUUAACCCGGCGGCUUCCAGUGAUGUGAAGUGUUCGAACUUCGACGCACAAACGUGGCUCAGCACAGCCCAGACCAACAUUGAGACAUGCCGGUCUGGUUCGGAGGAUCUUAAGGUCUCGGAUUUUGUCAUGCCGGCGAUCUCCAACAAGAACUUGUCGGAUUUGAUUGGAAACUGUUUGGCUGUCAAUGGAGUUCUCAUGAAGCAACAUAAUCAUACAACUGCUAACCACAAAGAAUACUUCCCAAGCUGGGUGUCAAGACACGAGAGGCGAUUACUCGUAUCAGCCUCUUUAGCGAAAUCUAGACCCCAUCUAGUGGUGUCGCAAGACAGGUCUGGCCAUUUCCGGUCGAUCCAAUCUGCGAUAAACUUCGCAGGAAGACGAAGAAUCAAGUCAAGAUUUAUAAUAUAUGUGAAGAAAGGUGUUUACAGAGAGAACAUCGAAGUCGGGAACGAUAACCACAACAUAAUGCUUGUUGGUGACGGCGCAAGAAAAACAAUCAUCACCAGCGGUAGAAGCGUCAAGAACGGCUACACCACCUAUAACUCAGCAACAGCUGGCUUUGGAGGCCAAAGGUUUGUAGCAAAGGACAUGACGUUCAUCAAUACGGCAGGGCCAUUACGCGGCCAAGCUGUCUCGGUUCGGUCAUCCUCUGACCUCUCAGUUUUCUACCGUGUCGGUAUCCAUGGAUUCCAAGACACGCUCUACAUUCACUCGCAACGUCAGUUCUUUAGAGAAUGUUACAUCUCAGGCACCAUAGACUUCAUCUUCGGAAAUGCAGCUGUUGUGUUUCAAAACUGCAUGAUCCUCGUUAGACGUCCUCUCCGUGGCCAGGCUAACGUUAUAACUGCUCAGGGUCGUGGUGACCCUUUUCAGAACACAGGUAUUACCAUCCACAGCUCAAGGAUAAUCGCGGCUUCCGAUUUGAGGCCUGUUAUUGGAGCGUACAAGACCUAUUUAGGUAGACCGUGGCAAGCGUAUUCGCGUGUUACGAUCAUGAAGACUUAUAUAGAUAACUCGAUCAGUCCCUUGGGAUGGUCUCCUUGGUUAAGAGGGUCCAAUUUUGCUCUCAACACAGUUUUCUAUGGAGAGUAUAAAAAUUUUGGACCGGGUUCUUCCACGAGGUGGCGGGUCCGGUGGAAAGGAUUCCACGCCAUUACCAGUGCUGCGGUUGCUUCCCGGUUUACUGUGGGAAGCCUCAUUGCAGGCGGUUCAUGGUUGCCUUCCACUGGGGUGCCAUUCAAGACAGGGUUGUGAGGAGAAUUGCAUGUUCUAUUCCCAGACUAUUUAUAUAGUGUGUUAUGUGUGUAAGUGGGUAUGUGAUCCUUGUUUAUUUAUUUAUCUCUUGUUAACAUCAUUGUUAACCCAACAAACUAUUCUAUAUAUAUUUAAAGAUACAUCGGUAUAAGACGCAUUUGCUCUAGCGCUA
Messenger RNA from Brassica rapa (field mustard), 6760 nucleotides. Its product is annotated as probable pectinesterase/pectinesterase inhibitor 33. Gene Ontology annotation, biological process: cell wall modification. Gene Ontology annotation, molecular function: pectinesterase activity; enzyme inhibitor activity. The record is from RefSeq and is a predicted model, not a curated record. Lineage: Eukaryota; Viridiplantae; Streptophyta; Magnoliopsida; Brassicales; Brassicaceae.